Myotis davidii is the source of this 3129-nucleotide messenger RNA. It is a transcript of the gene SPPL3, whose product is annotated as signal peptide peptidase like 3. The coding region runs from base 105 to 1496 and encodes 463 amino acids. Gene Ontology annotation, cellular component: Golgi-associated vesicle membrane; cytoplasmic side of endoplasmic reticulum membrane; lumenal side of endoplasmic reticulum membrane. Gene Ontology annotation, biological process: membrane protein proteolysis. Gene Ontology annotation, molecular function: aspartic endopeptidase activity, intramembrane cleaving. NCBI's taxonomy places the organism in Eukaryota, Metazoa, Chordata, Mammalia, Chiroptera, Vespertilionidae. The transcript is spliced from 12 exons. The record is from RefSeq and is a predicted model, not a curated record.
UCAGAUCUCUGACAUUAAAUUGCGGUGUGACACAUAUUUGUCAUUCAAACCAGAUUGUAGGUAGUUGGUGCUUCUAAGGUUGGUAAAAAUUCAAAAGUUAGACAAUGCUCACUGUUGAGAAGACAAUGAAGAAAGAAAAAAGAAAAGAAGAGAAGAGAAAAGAAAAGAAAAGAGAAAAGACUCUUAUCCAUUACUGGUCACCAGUGACAUACACAUUAAAUAAAUCCAGUGGACACUGCAGUUUUCAUCUUGACCUCUCAGCAGUCUUUGUCACAGGUGACCUCUCCUUCCUACUACAAACAAUGAAUGCUGAGGCCUAUUCCCUGGUGGAUUCCAGUCAAGUGUCUACAUUUCUGAUUUCCAUUCUCCUGAUAGUCUACGGUAGUUUCAGGUCCCUUAAUAUGGACUUUGAAAAUCAAGAUAAAGAGAAAGACAGUAACAGUUCUUCAGGGUCUUUCGGUGGCAACAGCAGCAAUAAUAGUAAGUCGCCUUAUGUAGUUAACUUUCAUGCCUGUCGUCGCUUCUUGAUUAUUUCUGUAACCCAGUUUAUCCACUGGGUUCAAGAUGUACUUUCCAUAAGUCAUGCCAUUUUUUAUAAUGGAAAAAUAAAUCAUACACAACAAAAUUUAACUAUACAUUUUCUCUCUGUAGUUCUUGCAACGAUAGCUUUUGCUUUUCUUCUUCUCCCGAUGUGCCAGUAUUUAACAAGACCCUGUUCACCUCAGAACAAGAUUUCCUUUGGCUGCUGUGGACGUUUCACUGCUGCUGAGCUGCUGUCAUUCUCUCUGUCUGUCAUGCUUGUCCUCAUCUGGGUUCUCACUGGCCAUUGGCUUCUCAUGGAUGCCCUGGCCAUGGGUCUCUGUGUCGCCAUGAUCGCCUUCGUCCGCCUGCCCAGCCUCAAGGUCUCCUGCCUGCUUCUCUCAGGGCUCCUGAUCUAUGAUGUCUUUUGGGUGUUUUUCUCCGCCUACAUCUUCAACAGCAACGUCAUGGUGAAGGUGGCCACCCAGCCGGCUGACAAUCCCCUCGACGUGCUUUCCCGGAAGCUGCACUUGGGGCCCAAUGUUGGGCGCGACGUUCCUCGCCUGUCUCUGCCUGGAAAACUGGUUUUCCCGAGCUCCACUGGCAGCCACUUCUCCAUGUUGGGCAUUGGAGACAUUGUGAUGCCCGGACUCCUGUUGUGCUUUGUCCUUCGUUAUGACAACUACAAAAAACAAGCCAACGGUGACUCCUGCGGCGCCUCUGGACCCGCCAACAUCUCUGGACGCAUGCAGAAGGUCUCCUACUUUCACUGCACCCUCAUCGGAUACUUUGUAGGUCUGCUCACUGCUACCGUGGCAUCUCGCAUUCACCGAGCAGCGCAGCCUGCCCUCCUCUAUUUGGUGCCAUUUACCUUAUUGCCACUCCUCACAAUGGCCUACUUAAAGGGUGACCUGCGGCGGAUGUGGUCUGAGCCCUUCCACUCCAAGGCCAGCAGCUCCCGAUUCCUGGAAGUAUGAUGGAUCGCAGUGAGCAGGUGGCCAUCCUCGUUUUUUCUGUCGACGCGUUUCCUCUUGGAGUUGGCCUGGUCCUCGGAGACGGACCUGUUUAAGGACCUGACGUGGGCUGGAUUUUGCGUUUGCAGGAGCUUGUCUGCAGGAGCGAGGUGCUGGGGCGCUGCCGGAUCCUCUUCCCGCCGGUGGAGGUGGAGUCCCUUUGGCAGUGACAGCCUCCCCAGCGCUCCUCCUCCCGGUUUCAUGGACCUGCAUAGACUCACCGUGGGAGAUGGAGGUGGGACUGUAAAACUGACGGCGGCGUGGAGUCGCUCUGUACCUUUCGAACACUAAAAGGAUGAACACAUGAGCAGAGUGAAGUUUCCUCAGUGAACCCUCAAGAACGUUGGGAUCAGCUUCCAAUGGGGACUCAGUUUCAGAGAACUGAGACAGAGCUCUUCUGUCCUUAUAUUCUUUCCUUUUUUGGAUUUAUUAAAUAUUUUCUGUGGUGUGAAAUGACUUCUUAAAUCCACAGACAUUGAGUGACUUCUUGCAACAUACACAUAUGGAUUGUUGUAAAGCGUCAUGUCCACCCCAGAUGUGUCGGCAGUGAAUGGGGGCAGGGUUUUAUCCAUUCACACGCACAUAGACAUGUAUGAAUAAACAAAACCUUAAACCUGCUAAGAUCAUGCUGUGUAGCAGACGGGGGCCCGCUGUGAUUGUUAGCAUGUAGAGCCGUUUUCUCUGGCUUUCUUGUACAUGGAUAAGCUGCUGUCCUUCCCUCCACGACUGAGCGUGCAGUUAAAAACCAGUAUAGUAUUUGUACUGAUAUACUCAUGGGCGUUCGGGGUCUCAUUUGGUUGUGGUCCGUAUAGCAAAUUAGGGAUGAAAAGAUAAACCUUCCUGGCCCUUUUCGUUUCUGCAGGCUCCUCCCUUGCAGGGUUUUAGUCCUUCCUUCCUGGACUGAUGCAUGUAUUGUAGCAGCAGGCGUCUUUGUGCUUUCUGAUCAUAGUAAUGGACGACUUGUAAAUACAUUUUUCUAUUUUCUAUUUUUUUGUAUUUUUUUUUUUUUUUUUUGCAUUUUGUUUCAUUGGUGUGCUGUAUUUUCCAUGCCCUCCUUUAAGGAAAAAAAAAAAAAAACGGAAAAAAACAACAACACAAUCCUCUCCUUGCUGUUGUGAUUGUAGUCUUGGUUUACCUGUGGUGACAACUGGGUACUGGGGACAAAUGUCACGUGCCCCCUCCCCCCACAUUCCAGGAAUUGUGGUCCGAGCCAGCGGCCCUGUUUGCCGGAGAGCAGCGUUCCCAUGGUAACUAGUGUGAGUGAUGUCUAGCAGCCCUGUCUGGUAAGGAAGUGCCCGGUGCCCAGCGGCAGAGAAGCCUGGAAUUGGCCUGCGUUUCUGACAGCCGAGGCUAGCCGAGGCUGGAGCGGCACGAGUCCUGGUCUCCCGCGAGCAGGACCCCCCUGGCCCGUCCUGACCUGCGCGAUGAGCCGUGCGCUGUGGGUCCUGUGCCUGGAGGCCCAGUGGACAGCACGGUGGGCCUGUGGCCUUGGGAAAGGGAAGCCAUCAGGGUGGUGCGUUCCUCUGUGUCUUCAAAUCCUGCCGAGGGCCGCCUUGUGUUCUGUUUUGUUUGUUUUUUAAAAAUAAAUGACUCCUUU